Helianthus annuus (common sunflower) is the source of this 970-nucleotide messenger RNA. RefSeq names its product probable glutathione S-transferase. Gene Ontology annotation, molecular function: glutathione transferase activity. Gene Ontology annotation, cellular component: cytoplasm. Lineage: Eukaryota; Viridiplantae; Streptophyta; Magnoliopsida; Asterales; Asteraceae. Gene Ontology annotation, biological process: glutathione metabolic process. The transcript is spliced from 2 exons. The coding region runs from base 147 to 824 and encodes 225 amino acids. The record is from RefSeq and is a predicted model, not a curated record.
AAAGGUCUUUAUGACUACACGUGCAUAAUAACUCAAUUUGUAACAUUUAUGUUUAACAAAUAAUAAAGAAUAACUAUGACACCUAACAACUUAAAUCGUCUUGCACCUUGCAAAACUAACAAAGACGUUUAAUUCCGAUCUCAAGAAUGUCGUCGAUUCAAGAAUCGGAGGUGGUGGUGCUAGGAUGGUGGGUGAGCAUGUUCACUGCAAGGGUUCGAAUUGCUUUGGCUGAAAAGGGAAUAAGCUAUGAAUACAUAGAAGAAGACUUCCCAGAAAACAAAAGCCCUCUUCUUCUCAACCACAACCCAGUUUAUAAGAAGGUCCCAGUUCUGGUUCACAAAGGCAAACCCAUCUGUGAAUCCUUAAUCAUUAUCCAAUACAUCGACGAAACAUGGAAAGAAGGAUAUUCGUUGUUACUUUCUGAUCCUUAUCUCAAAUCUCAAGCUGCUUUCUGGGCUGAUUACAUCGAUAGGCAUAUAUAUGAAGGUCUGAAGAUUAUUAUUACUUCAAAAGGUGAAGAAAUGAAGAAAGUAGUUGAAAAAUUCUUGGGGUACCUCAAGGUGUUGGAAAGGGAGCUGGGUGAGAAGCCAUAUUUCAAUGGUGAGUCAUUUGGUUUUGUUGAUAUCGCACUUAUCUCCUACUACAGUCAUAUUAUUGCCGAUGGGACGCUAGGAAAUUUUAGUAUCGAGAAACAUUGCCCAAAGUUGCAUGUUUGGGCUACACAAUGCAUGAAAAGGGAGAGUGUUUGGAAGACGCUUGCGGAUCCAAACAAGAUUUAUGAGUCGCUAGUUGCUUAUAGAAAGAAAAUUGGUGUAGAUGAAUAAUCAGUUUAAUUAGCUAAGAGUUGGAUGUCUUGUUUGUUUGCAUUUCCUUGGGAGUUUUAAAUUUGAUUCUGAGCAUGAUGUGGAUUAAUAGUUGAAAUAUGGUGUGUACUAGAAGUGUGGUUUUGAAGAUUUCCUUUUAUAUCGUG